Ficedula albicollis (Collared flycatcher) is the source of this 1212-nucleotide messenger RNA. It is a transcript of the gene SDF2L1, whose product is annotated as stromal cell derived factor 2 like 1. NCBI's taxonomy places the organism in Eukaryota, Metazoa, Chordata, Aves, Passeriformes, Muscicapidae. The coding region runs from base 1 to 840 and encodes 279 amino acids. The record is from RefSeq and is a predicted model, not a curated record. The transcript is spliced from 5 exons.
AUGAACACCUGUGGGAGUAGUGGUUUGCCAGGUCUGUCUCCUAACAGGGCAUUUGGAACCACUGAGUUGAGCCCAGAUCAUGUAAGACGAGAGGACAGCAGCGACAGACCUGGCAUCUCCUCCUACGUUCUCAGCAAAGGCAAACUGCAGGGUCGUGUCAGCGCUGCCCCGAAGGUGCCCAGCGGCCGGAGGAGACACCGCUGCGGGCCCGGGGGCGAAGGCGCCCGGGGGCGGCGGCGGCGCAGCCCCAACCCGGCCCCCCCGGAGUCGGCGCCGGGCGCCGUGACUUGUGGCUCGGUGCUGAAACUGCUCAACACCCGGCACAGCGUGCGGCUCCACUCGCACGAGGUCAAGUACGGCUCCGGAAGUGGGCAGCAGUCAGUGACAGGAGUUGAAGCUUCAGAUGAUGCCAACAGCUACUGGCGGAUCCGCGGGAAGAGUGACAGCAGUUGCCAGCGUGGGACACCAGUGAAAUGUGGGCAAGCCAUACGACUUACCCACGUUAACACUGGGAAAAAUCUGCACACUCAUCAUUUCCCAUCACCACUCUCCAAUAACCAAGAAGUAAGUGCCUUUGGGGAUGAUGGCGAAGGAGAUGACCUGGAUUUCUGGAUUGUUCAGUGCAGUGGGACUUACUGGGAGCGGGAGGAUGCCGUGCGCUUCAAGCACGUGGGGACUGAGGUGUUCCUGUCCAUCACGGGGGAGCAGUACGGUCACCCCAUUAGAGGCCAGAGGGAAGUUCAUGGCAUGACUGCUGCCAACCACCACAACUAUUGGAAGGCCAUGGAGGGAGUCUUCAUCAAACCCAGUCUGGACCCUGCAAAACAUGAUGAGCUCUGAAUUGACACAGGAUCCAAAAUGCUUCGUUUGACUCCGGUAUUUGGAGAUGCUAAUCCUUGGUCUCUUCUAAGUCCUGCCUUGCCUGAGUGACUGACUUUCUGUAUUACUGAAGGGCAUUAGUUCAUUCUAGGAAUUCAGCACUUCUGUGGGGAACGGCUUCUGCCACGUUCAGCCACUGACAUUUAUUUGGUGAAAUCCUUUCUGAACUUCCAAGCUUUAUUGGUGAAACUAGUUCAUACAUCUGUUAGGUUUUGUUGUCAUUUGUUUGCUUGUUACUUUUUCUUGAUUUCAAAGGAAAUGAAAAAAUGAAAGUAAUACUUUUCUCUAGUCUCAAGAACAAUAAAAUGUUGUAUUUUGUAAUCUUCCCAAUUA